AUGACACGUCAAGGUGGCAAGAAGUCUGCAAGUGCUCUCGGCUUCCUGCCGCGCAGCCUGCAGAGUCCUAACAAAUCCAUCGAGAGCGCACCAUUCGGCCGCUUCCCGACUCAUGCACCCAGCGAUCACCAUGUUGGCGGCAUUUCAAUGGAGUUCUGGAACACGCUCGAGGUACCAGCCGACAAUCGCCAUGUCGGAGCCGACGAAUAUCUUGGGAACCGCAUGGUACACGACGGGAACGGCAUGGUCUACGAGCCCGAAGUUCAAUCUCCGCCACGCCUGCCAGAACCUGCUAUCCUGAAACCUGGCCCCUUCCCCGAUGAGUCCCUACGUGAGUAUCGAGAAUAUCUUGUUGACGUUUUCGGCAAGAUGAUGUUUGUCUCUGGUGAGACUGCCGAACCCUCCGCCGAGACCACAUGGUUGAUCGAGGAAAUCGUCAGAGAACAAGUCGUACACAUGCUCAAAGUCGCGACCGAGUAUGCCAACCGUAGAGGUCACAAAUCCAUCACCGUUGCCGAUCUCAUCUUCCAGAUCCGCCACGACAAAUCCAAGGUCUCUCGCUUGAAGACUUUUCUGUCUUGGAAGGAUGUGCGCAAGAAUGUCAAGGACUCUGACGACAAGGGCGGCGGUGGCGAUGCUGGCGAUAUUGACCUUGAAGCCGAUGGUGCUCAAGCUCCCGCCGCUGGUGGUCCUGCUCAGAAGGCCAACAAGAAGCAGAAGCUGAUCCUACCUUGGGAUGUUGAGUCUUACUACGCUGUCCAGGUACCGGAGCGUGAUGACGAGGAAGACGAGGAGGAAGACGAACAGAAUGAAGCCACCCUUGCACGCCUAGCUUCCGCCGACGAACGCACGAGAAAUAUGACGAAGGAAGAAUAUGUCUACUGGUCCGACUGUCGUCAAGCGUCCUUCACCUUCAGAAAGGGCAAGCGCUUUCGUGAGUGGGCUGGCUUUGGAACUAUCGUCGAUACCAAGCCCAACGACGAUGUCAUCGAUAUUCUCGGUUUCCUCACCUUCGAAAUCGUUCAGACACUCACCGAGACUGCCCUCAAGGUCAAGGCCGAGAAGGACUUCGCCAACCGCAAAACCUCCAAGGGACAAGGCGAGAAGAAGCGCAAGCGGGAGGAGUGCAGUCUAUUCUCAAUGACCGAGGAAGGUCGUACACCUGUCGAGCCCGAGCACGUCCGCGAGGCUUUCCGACGUCUGCAGAUUCCGCCUAAGAAGGCCACUUUCUUCCAGCAAGGUUGGACCGGCAUGAGACGGCCCUAUCGACUUAUCUGA
Messenger RNA from Cyphellophora europaea CBS 101466, 1278 nucleotides. RefSeq lists its product as uncharacterized. Gene Ontology annotation, biological process: transcription by RNA polymerase II. The transcript is spliced from 2 exons. Gene Ontology annotation, cellular component: SAGA complex. Lineage: Eukaryota; Fungi; Ascomycota; Eurotiomycetes; Chaetothyriales; Cyphellophoraceae. The coding region runs from base 1 to 1278 and encodes 425 amino acids. The record is from RefSeq and is a predicted model, not a curated record. Gene Ontology annotation, molecular function: transcription coregulator activity; protein heterodimerization activity.